UUUGUUUUACCGUCUUCUUCAAUUCGCCAUUUUUGUUUACUUCUAAUGAGGUUGCUUUAGAUCAAAUUAAUCAAAAAAAUACAUUACUAAUUUGAAUAUUUUAAGUGAAUAACGAUUUAAUUAGAGGCAAAAGCAAGGAAACAAUACAAUGUCUUCAACUGAUGUUGGUAGUGGAGACGCAGAAACAACCAGUCAGACUGCUGGAGGUGUUGCCGGAACUAAUGGCAUUUCUGAUGCCCUCCAUAAGGUGAUAUCAGCGGAGAGAGAGCGUGAGGCGCCUGACGGAGGGACAGCUAAGAAGUCACGAGUGGACCUCAAGUCUCUACCAACACGACAAUACCUCGACCAGACAGUGGUGCCAAUACUGCUCCAGGCCCUCUCGGCUCUCUCCAAGGAGAGGCCUGACGACCCGAUCAGCUACCUUUCUGCUUAUCUGCUGAAAAACAAAUCACAAUACGAUGCCGCCUCUGCAAGCUCUUCCCAGUAAUCUGUGUUUGGUUUGUCUUCCGUCUAAAUUAUGUGUAAAUUAUUUUGUUACAUUGUUACAAGUACGUGAAUAAACAUAAUGUAAUUUUAAGUCGUGUAAUUUUGUGUCUCAAGUUAAAUAACUAAGUUAAAUCUCGUUUUGAUUUUAAACACAACCCAUGUUACUUUUAUAGCCUCAUCUUGUGUUUUAACAAUGAUGUCGAAGAUUCCAUUUAUUUAGGAAUUACAAACAAUAGACUGAUAAUUUGUUGUAGAUUUUUAACAGUAAUAAUUUGUCUUAUAUGAUUAAAGUUUUGUUUUUUAAA
Macrosteles quadrilineatus (aster leafhopper) is the source of this 791-nucleotide messenger RNA. RefSeq names its product protein dpy-30 homolog. The record is from RefSeq and is a predicted model, not a curated record. Gene Ontology annotation, cellular component: Set1C/COMPASS complex. The coding region runs from base 149 to 487 and encodes 112 amino acids. The transcript is spliced from 4 exons. NCBI's taxonomy places the organism in Eukaryota, Metazoa, Arthropoda, Insecta, Hemiptera, Cicadellidae.